Molecule: messenger RNA, 1505 nt
Organism: Manihot esculenta (cassava)
Lineage: Eukaryota; Viridiplantae; Streptophyta; Magnoliopsida; Malpighiales; Euphorbiaceae
Product: zinc finger protein CONSTANS-LIKE 16
Exons: 2
Coding region: 91-1290 (399 amino acids)
Biological process (GO): regulation of DNA-templated transcription
Cellular component (GO): nucleus
Molecular function (GO): zinc ion binding; protein binding
Source: RefSeq, a predicted model, not a curated record
CUAAAGUGCAUAGACUUGUAAGAGCAACCAACUGCACAAUCUAAAACGACAUUGCUCCUUUCAACGGUCACUUGUUGCAAAAUCUCUUCAAUGAUCAAUGAAAGAAAAGCAGCAAAUGCCCUUGCAGGCAAGAUUGUUAGACCCUGUGAUGGCUGUUUCAGCAAGAGAGCUCGGUGGUUCUGCGCUGCAGACGAUGCUUUUCUUUGCCGGAGCUGUGAAGAAUCAGUUCAUUCAGCUAACCAGUUAGCCGGGAGGCACGAAAGGGUCAGGCUUGAAUCUGUGGUAUCUCCUCCAGCUUGGCUUCAAGGGUUUAAUAGAAAAGCAAGAACCCCGAGGCAUAAGAACAAUAAGUCCUUAUUAGCACGUCAACAACUUGAACAUGAAGAGGAAUUCUUGAUGAACCCUCUUCUUCUUGUUCCUGAGAUUGGUAAUGAAGAAGAAAGUAAUAUUGUUGCUGAUGAAGAUGAAGAUCAGGUUCCUUGUAGGGUUCCUGUAUUUGAUCCUUUUGCUGCAGAGCUAUGCGUUGAUGAUAUGAUAACAUAUGAAGGAACCGAAAUAGCAGCCAUGGGGAACGAAGAGGGAAAUGUGAUUUUUGAUGAUUCUGGACACGGAGGAACUGCAAGCGACCUGGAUAAUCUACCUGAGUUUUUACCUUCAGAUAUGGACCUUGGUGAGUUUGCUGCAGACAUUGAGAAUCUACUUGGAAGUGGACUUGAGGACUCUUCUCCUGAUACAAAGGCUUCGAGAGUGUUGGAUUCUAAAGAUGAAGGUGAUGAGAAGUUCAGUUAUGAAUACAAAGUAGUGAAAGUCAAGGAUGAACAAGAUCAACUGGAAGCAAUAUUUGAUUGGGAUUUCAAUUACGAGUCACCCACAACAGUAGAAGAGAUGAAUUGUCAUGGAAACAAGAAGGAAAUGAAAAGGAAUGUAUUUUUGAGGCUAAAUUAUGAAGCAAUCAUCAAUGCUUGGGCUAGCCAUGGCUCUCCAUGGACUACAGGACCCAGACCAGAGCUCAACCCUGAUGGUUGCUGGCCUCACUGCAUGGGUAUGUGCUGCAAUGCACGGGGUCGCCACCCCUACGUGGCCGGCGUUGGGGGAGGAGCAGGAGGAGGCAACGCAGGAAGAGAAGCAAGAGUGUUAAGGUACAAAGAAAAGCGAAGGACAAGACUAUUUUCGAAGAAGAUAAGGUACGAAGUGAGGAGAUUGAACGCGGAAAAAAGGCCUAGAAUGAAAGGUCGAUUUGUAAAGAGAACGUCCUUCAUGGGAACUGCAUUUCCUUACAUCAACAGAUAACCGUUUAAGUACUAUAUAUACCAACUGAUGCAUGCCUUUGUUUGCUUCUUGUUUCUGCAAACAUGGGAUGAAUUUGUAUGAAUUAAAUUGAUAAAGCUAUAAUAAGAGAAGAAGUAACGUAGCAGUUACCUCCCUCUCUCUUUCUACUCGGAUGUAUCAUUCUUAACAAACCAAGAUUUCAAUGAAUCUCAUUGUCCUAAAUGUCUUCAGGAUCA